UUUGAAGGUCGUUCUAAGGAGAUAACUGUCAAAACAAGCCGAUAACAUUUGAAACUCUGUGUUUUGAGUAAUCUUCUCAUUAAAAUUAUUUAAAUUACGUGCUUACGUUUUUUAAUUUUAUUGUAAGAAUUACUGAAGCAAAGGGUUUUUUGUUUUGGUAACGUCAUAAUUGAUGUAUUUUAAGCAAUAAGAACUAGGAAUUUAAUCGAGUAGAGGCAGAUGGCGAUCGAGCGCUGCGCUGCGGCCGCGGGCGGCGAGCGGCCCUCCGGCGCCGCGCCCGCCGCCGACUGCGCGCCGCCGCAGUUCACGCACACGCGCCUGCUCACGCUGGAGCACGGCGAGCACCACGACUCCACGCUCUAUCGGUUUCAAAAAGGCUGCUAUUUACAAUUCUGCCCCGGUCCUUCUUUACUGGGUCGAAAAGUAUUUCUCUAUACUAAUUAUGUGAUGUCUGAUAACCAGGAUGAUAAGCAAAUCGAGCAAGCAGAGUUUAUUCGCAAUCAAUAUUACGGGCUGGAGUGGUACCGUGCCAGCGAGGAGGACGAGUCGCCGGCGCCGCUGGGCACGGGGCUGCUGGUCACGGACACCGACUACUACUGUCAGCUACGGCUCUCGCGCGCCGGCUCCUUCCACUACUACUUUGUGUACGACAAUGCGGAGUCGCCGGUGGGUCCGCAGGGCUCGGGCUGGUUCCACGUGGCGCCGGAGCUGCGCGCGGGCCCCGGCGGCCGCGACCUGCUGCCGCUGGACGCCGUCAUGUGCCAGACCGUGCUGGCCAAGUGCCUGGGCCCGCUGCCGCGCUGGGAGCGCGUGCUGCGCGUUGCCAAGGAGUCCGGCUACAACAUGAUCCACUUCACGCCCGUGCAGGAGCUCGGCGCUUCUAACUCCAGCUACAGUAUCGCUAAUCAGCUGCGACUCAAUCCGCUAUUCAGUGUGGACGCGGGUCGCGAAGCUACCUUCGCCGACGUAGAAAACAUCGUCUCCAAAAUGCGAACUGACUGGAAGAUGCUGUCCAUUUGCGACAUCGUAUUGAACCACACGGCAAACGAGACGCCGUGGCUGUCGGAACACCCCGAGGCGACAUACAACUGCAGCAACUGCCCGCACCUGCGGCCGGCCGCGCUGCUGGACGCGCUGUUGGCGCGCCUCACGGCGGACGUGGCGCGCGGCGACCACGAGGCGCGCGGAGUGCCGCGCCGCGUGACCGCGCACGAGCACCUGGAGGCCAUCAAGCACCUGCUGCUGACGCAGCUGUUGCCGGAGGCGCGGCUGCACGAGAUGUACAUGUGCAACGCGGCCGAGCUGGUGCAGGAGUUCUACUACAUGGCCCGCAACAAGGUGCCGGCGCCGGGCGCGGCGGCGGCGGACGCGGCCGAGCUGCGCCUGCUGCCCGACCCGCAGCACCGCCGCCUGCGAGCCACCAUCGACAUGGACCUCGCUCUGCAGCUCUACAACGUCUACAGAGCAGAGUGCUAUGACGAAGAGACUCGGCUCAAAAAAUGCUGCGAGGAGAUGAAAAGGAAGCUAGAGCAACUUAACGAGGCCGCAGCAGAGACAUUACGCGAGCAUCUGCGCUCCGCCGUCGACAAUGUAAUAGCCGGCAUGAGAUACUUCCGCCUGCAGUCAGAUGGACCAAAGAUAGAGGAAGUGAGCGCAAAGAACCCACUCGUGCCGAGGUACUUCACAUGGGCGUGUCCCGUGGAGAGCAGCUCGCUGGCCGAGGUGGAGGCCGUACUGUACUCGGAGUCGGGCCGCCUGUGCAUGGCGCACAACGGCUGGGUCAUGGACGCCGACCCGCUGCAGGACUUCGCCGCCAAGGCCGCGGCCGCGCGCGUCUACCUGCGCCGCGAGCUCAUCGCCUGGGGCGACAGCGUCAAGCUGCGGUACGGUGACAAGCCCGAGGACAGCCCCUUCCUGUGGGCGCACAUGCGCGAGUACGUGGAGCUCACGGCCGAAGUCUUCGAUGGUGUACGACUCGAUAACUGCCACUCUACCCCAUUGCACGUCGCAGAGUACAUGUUGGACUGCGCGCGUAACGUAAAACCGGACCUGUACGUAGUGGCCGAACUGUUCACCAACUCGGACCACGUGGAUAACAUUUUCGUCAACCGCCUGGGCAUCACGUCGCUCAUUCGCGAGGCGGAGAGCGCGUGGGAGGCGCAGGAGCUGGGGCGGCUGGUGCACCGCUUCGGCGGGCGCGCGGUGGGCAGCUUCCUGCGGGGCCCGCGCCGCGCCGCCGCGCCGCGCGUGGCGCACGCCAUGCUGCUGGACCUGACGCACGACAACCCGUCCCCGCUGGAGCGGCGCGGCGUGUUCCACGUGCUGCCGGCCGCCGCGCUGGUGGCGCUGGCGCGCUGCGCCACGGGCAGCACGCGCGGCCUGGACGAGCUGGUGCCGCACCAUGUGCACGUGGUGGACGAGGCGCGCCUCUACCCCGAGUGGGCCGACCCCGCCCCCGCCCCCGCCGCCGCCGCCGCCGACGCGCAGGAGCCGCGCGUCGGGCCCGACACCGGCAUCGUGGCCGCCAAGCGCCUGCUCAACGAGUUGCAUUUCCAGCUCGCCGCCGACGGAUACGACGAGGUAUAUGUCGACCAAAUGGAUACAGACGUAGUCGCAGUUACGAGACACGAGCCGCGGUCCAGAAAGUCGGUGAUUCUGGUGGCAUUUACGGCGUUCAACCCGCCUGAUCAGAAUUCGAGCGGACGAUACGUGAAACCUCUGCGAUUCGAGGGACAACUCGAAGAAAUUCUGUUCGAAGCUUGCUUACGGCACGUGGACCAUCGGUCGGAGGGCAGCCCGCUGCGGCCGCCCGGGCCGUUCUCGCGGCACGCGCGCUACAUCACGGGGCUGUCGCAGUACGAGUGCGAGGUGCGGCGCGCGCCGGCGCUGGGCGCGUCCGGCGUGUUCGCGAGCGCGCGCAGCGAGGGCGCCCACAGCGUGCUGGAGUUCCGCGCGCUGCUGCCCGGCAGCGUGGUGGCGCUGCGCGUGGCGCCGCGCGAGCCGCAGCGGGCCGCGCUGCAGGCGCUGCAGGCGCGCGUGGACGCGCUGCACCGCGCCCCGCUCGCCGACCCGCUGGGCCUGCGCCCCGCGCUCGCCGACCUCGACCUGGCCGACUUCAACGCGCUGCUGUUCCGCUGCGACGCCGAGGAGCGCGAGGCGGGCGGCGGCGGCGCCUACGACGUGCCCGGCUGGGGCCCGCUGCCCUACGCGGGGCUGCAGGGCGCGGCCUCGCUGCUGGCCUCGCUGACGCCGGGCGACGCGCUGGGCCACCCGCUGUGCGACAACCUGCGCGCGGGCGACUGGCUGGUGGAGUACGCGUGGCGGCGGCUGGAGCGCGAGCCGCGGCUGGCGGGCGUGGCGGCGCGCUACCGCGAGCUGCUGGCGCCGCUGACGGAGCUGCCGCGCUUCCUGGUGCCCGCGUACUACGCGGCGCUGACGCUGGGGCUGUACCGCGGCGUGGCGGGCGCGGCGCUGGCGCAGCUGGCGGGCUGGGCGCGCGGCGCCGCCUUCCCGCGCGCGCUGGCGCUGACGAGCGUGCAGCUGCUGGGCGCGCUGGGCUCGGCGCCGCUGCCGCCGCAGUCGCCGGCGCUGCCGCCGCCGCGGCCCUCGCGCUCCGUGUCGCUGUCGGCGGGGCUGCCGCACUUCGCGGUGGGCUACAUGCGCUGCUGGGGCCGCGACACGUUCGUGGCGCUGCGCGGCCUGAUGCUGCUGACGGGCCGCUACCAGGAUGCACGCUUUCACAUCCUCGGCUUCGCGGCCUGUCUUCGCCACGGCCUGAUUCCGAAUUUGCUCGACGGCGGUCGCAACGCUCGGUACAACUGUCGAGAUGCCGUAUGGUGGUGGCUUCAGAGCAUCAAGCAGUAUUGCACUGAAGCGCCGCAAGGUACGGCGCUGUUGACGGAGCCAGUAUCGCGCCUGUUCCCCAAGGACGACUCGGAAGCGGCGCCGCCGGGCGCGGCCGACCAGCCGCUACACGACGUGGUACAGGAAGCUCUGGACGUGCACUUCCAGGGCUUGGUGUUCCGCGAACGUAACGCCGGUCGCACCAUCGACGCUCACAUGUCCGACAAAGGCUUCAACGUGCAGAUCGGAAUCGAUCCUGAAACCGGCUUUCCGUUCGGUGGAAACGAUGCAAACUGCGGUACCUGGAUGGACAAGAUGGGUUCGUCGGAGCCUGCGGGCAACCGCGGCAAGCCCGCCACGCCGCGCGACGGCAGCGCCGUGGAGCUGGUGGGGCUCGCCUACAGCGUGGUGAGCUGGCUGGCCUCACAACACCGCGCCGCGCGAUACCCCUACCCCGGCGUCGUGCGCCGCCACCGCGACGGCAGCCUCACGUCCUGGACCUUCGCGCAGUGGGCCGAGCGCAUCCGCCAGAACUUCGAACGCUACUUCUGGAUCCCGCCCGCGCCGUCCGCCGCCGACCUGCGGCCCGACCUCGUACACCGCCGCGGCAUCUACAAGGAUAGCCACGGCGCUUCGCGCCCCUGGGCGGACUAUCAGCUGCGGUGCAACUUUCCCAUCGCUAUGGCCGUCGCUCCCGAGCUGUUCGAGCCCAAGCACGCUUGGAUCGCGUUGGACGCCGUGGAGCGGUUGCUCCUGGGUCCGCUCGGGGUCAAGACUCUGGAUCCCGCCGACUGGGCCUACCGCGGCGACUACGAUAACUCCAACAAUAGCGACGACCCGAGCGUGGCGCACGGGUUCAACUACCACCAGGGACCCGAGUGGCUGUGGCCGCUGGGCUUCUACCUGCGGGCCCGCCUCGCCUUCGCGCACGACUGCGGGAAACACGCGCGCACCGUGGCCGCCGCCUACGCCGCGCUGGCGCCCGCACUGGCCGAGCUGCGCACGUCGCCCUGGCGCGGCCUGCCCGAGCUCAGCAACGCGGGCGGCGCCUACUGCGCGGACUCCUGCCGCACGCAGGCCUGGAGCUCGGCCGUCGUGCUGGAGGCCCUGCACGAGCUGGAGGCGGCGCGGCGCGCGCGCCCGCUGGCCGCCGACUGACGCGCGCGCCC
This is a messenger RNA of Trichoplusia ni (cabbage looper), 5012 nucleotides long. RefSeq names its product glycogen debranching enzyme. The transcript has 20 exons. Gene Ontology annotation, biological process: glycogen catabolic process; glycogen biosynthetic process. NCBI's taxonomy places the organism in Eukaryota, Metazoa, Arthropoda, Insecta, Lepidoptera, Noctuidae. The record is from RefSeq and is a predicted model, not a curated record. Gene Ontology annotation, molecular function: 4-alpha-glucanotransferase activity; amylo-alpha-1,6-glucosidase activity. The coding region runs from base 220 to 5001 and encodes 1593 amino acids.